Molecule: messenger RNA, 831 nt
Organism: Cheilinus undulatus (humphead wrasse)
Lineage: Eukaryota; Metazoa; Chordata; Actinopteri; Labriformes; Labridae
Gene: kctd16a
Product: potassium channel tetramerization domain containing 16a
Exons: 1
Coding region: 1-831 (276 amino acids)
Biological process (GO): protein homooligomerization; regulation of G protein-coupled receptor signaling pathway
Cellular component (GO): presynaptic membrane; postsynaptic membrane
Molecular function (GO): protein binding
Source: RefSeq, a predicted model, not a curated record
AUGGCACUGAGUGAAAACUGCAAAACGCAACCUGCAAAAGAGCAAAGCUUAGUGCAAAGCCCUCCAUCGGAUGUGGUUGAGCUUAACGUGGGUGGACAGGUGUAUUAUACUCGUAUUGCCACCUUGACAAGCUUUCCAAAUUCCUUACUUGGGAAGCUUUUCUCAAACAAAAAGGGGUCUUCAAAUGACCUGUCCCGGGACCUUAGAGGACGUUAUUUUAUUGACAGAGACGGCUUUCUGUUCCGGUAUGUUUUGGAUUACCUUAGAGACAAGCAAGUCGUCCUGCCUGAUCACUUCCCCGAGAGAGGAAGGUUGAAACGAGAGGCGGAAUACUUCCAGCUGCCAGAUUUGGCCAAACUUUUGUCGUCCGAGGACUCUAAACUCCUCCCAGACGACUUAUACUACAGUGAUUAUGAUGAUGUAUCGCAGGGCAGCGACCAGAGGUUCUACCCCCCUUACUCUCUGGACAGGCGGUACGGCUACAUCACGGUCGCCUUUAAAGGCGUUUGCGCCGGAGGAGGCAGAGAAAGUCAGAUUGAUGGCAAGACCAAAAAGUUGCCGAGGAUCUUCAUCAGCAGCAGGAUCGGCUUGGCGAAAGAGGUGUUUGGAGACGCCCUGAAUGAGAACAGGGACUUGGACAGACCGCCUGACCGUUACACCUGCAGGUUUUACCUCAAGUUCAGGCACCUGGAGAGGGCUUUUGACAUGCUGUCUGAGAGCGGCUUUCACAUUGUGGCCUGCAACUCGUCCCUGACUGCGUCCUCCAUCGGCCAUUACGCGGAUGACAGGGUCUGGUCCAAUUACGCACAGUACAUCUUCUACCGUAAGUGA